Molecule: messenger RNA, 813 nt
Organism: Lactuca virosa
Lineage: Eukaryota; Viridiplantae; Streptophyta; Magnoliopsida; Asterales; Asteraceae
Source: the annotation of a GenBank genome assembly
AUGGGUUCCCUUCCAACCAUGAGUAUUCUUGAAGAGUCCCAAGUAUCGCCACCACCGGCCACCGUGUGUGACAGGUCGUUGCCACUGACUUUCUUCGACUUCUCAUGGCUAACCUUACCUCCAAUUAACACUCUCUUCUUCUACGAGCUUCCAAUCACUAAAACCGAGUUCACAGAAACCAUCGUUCCUAAUCUGAAAAACUCGUUAUCGAUCACCCUUCAACAUUUUUAUCCUUUCGCUGGUAACUUGAUCAUAUUUCCUUCUCCUGAUCAAAAACCAGAAAUUCGAUAUAUUGAAGGUGAUUCAGUCAAGGUUACGAUUGCUGAAUGCAACCUUGAUUUCAACGAUCUUACAGGAAACCAUCCACGAGAGUGUGACAAGUUUUAUCAUCUUAUACCUCUUCUCAAACAGACUACUAAAGUCUCCGAUUUCAUAACAAUCCCAGUCUUCUCAGUUCAAGUUACACUUUUUCCCAACAACGGAUUCUCUAUUGGAAUGACGAAUCACCAUAGCCUGGGUGAUGCUAGCACCCGGUUUUGUUUCUUGAAGGCGUGGACUUUCAUAGCUCAAUCAGGAACAGAUAAGUUGUUUUUAACUAAUGGGACUUUACCCGUUUAUGAUCGACUUGUCAAGUACCCGAAACUAGAUGAAAGUUAUCUGAAAAACGCAAAGGUCGAAACAUUUAACGAAGAGUAUCAACCACAAAGCCUUUCUGGGCCAACUGAUAAACUCCGAGCCACAGUUAUCUUGACGCGAAGUGUCGUGAAUCGGUUGAAGAAACUGGUUUCGACCCAACUUCCAACUGUACUUUAA